Molecule: messenger RNA, 2117 nt
Organism: Amphibalanus amphitrite
Lineage: Eukaryota; Metazoa; Arthropoda; Thecostraca; Balanomorpha; Balanidae
Exons: 2
Coding region: 49-1911 (620 amino acids)
Biological process (GO): proteolysis
Molecular function (GO): serine-type endopeptidase activity
Source: RefSeq, a predicted model, not a curated record
UCGGAAGACGCCUGUCGGAAAAUAUACGAGGCUAACAUCGAUCCAGAUAUGUUGUCUACCUACUUCCCUGGAGGAUUUCUGAAGUCCACAAAGCUGUGUGCUGGCACUGAACAGGGAGACAUGGACGUCUGCUCGGGUGACUCAGGCGGCCCCAUGGUGCUGCAGCAGAAGGACGGCAGCUUUGUGUUGGUGGGCGUCGUCUCGCUCGGCUUAUAUGACUGUGGCGUGCCCGGGAUACCCAGUAUCUACUCUCGGGUCAGCGCCUACCUGCAGUGGAUUGCCGGCGUCAUACGGGGCUCCAGCAGAGCCGCAGAGCUGAUCAGAGCGCUGCUCACCAAAUCACAGGUGCCAACAGCUGGCAGCCCGGCCCAGAGGUAUACGCCGGGAAAUAACGCAAUCCAAUUGCCGCUGCAAAGGGCAAAGUCGGGGGAUUUUCGAAGCCACGCCCAAUCGGCUCGAAAACAGACUGCCGCGAAGGGUGCAGGAUCAAAAGAUCGAACAAGCGAAUUCCGCGCCUAUGUAGAGUAUAUUCUUGGAAAAACUGGCAACUUGCCCCACAGAUCACGAGUAAUAUCAAGACAUGGAGAAGCGGCGAGUGCGACCCGCGAAUCAAUUAGAGGCGCAGCAUAUCAAUCGCCCAAGGAUCAUACUUAUGGGAAAACAGACACCUUACAGGGAUCCCGGGCCAAAUCGCAAGGCGAACAGACAGUCGCUGCGGCCUCCUCAUCAAUAGGAGACGGCCAUGGAAAAACAGGCAUAACGUCCCAAGGAUCCCUGGUCAAAUCGCAAGGUGAUACUGUUGGUGCGGCCUCUGGAUCAAUUGGAGACGGUUAUCUAUCUUCUAAAGGACAUAUCAAUGGAAAAAGAAGCAUACCGUUCCAAGGAUCCCGGGUCAAAUCGCAAGGUGAGACUGUUGGUACGGCCUCUGGAUCAAUUGGAGACGGUUAUCGAUCUUCUAAAGGACAUAUCAAUGGAAAAAGAAGCAUACCGUUCCAAGGAUCCCGGGUCAAAUCGCAAGGUGAGACUGUUGGUGCGGCCUCUGGAUCAAUAGGAGACGGCUUCCGAUCUUCUAAGAGACAUGCUAAUGGAAAAAUAGACGCAACAGCAGAAGGGUCCCGGCUCAAAUCCCAUAGAGAGGGAGCAGUCGGCGCGGCCGGUGCAUCCCUAGAAACUGGUCAUCUUUCUCCUAAAGAUCCUGUCAAUGGGAUAACGUCACACGAAUCGCAGGCGAAAGUGAGCAGUGGACAGGCAGGCGGUAUAGCGGUAGCAGAUGAAGCAGACAUUCAUCGAUCACUUACGACGAGCUCGCAAGCUCAGCAAAAGCGAUCAGGAGCCCUGGGUGCCGAUCACUCCCUCGAGACAAAACACGCCAGCCGUAAGCUGUAUUCACCACGUGAGGCAUUGGCUGGGUCGUCGGUUAUACGGGAUCAAAGAAUAGGACUUGUCGACAACAGGGAUGUUGCUCUCGCUGAACAAGUGGGGAUCGGAUGGCAACAAGGUAUUGCGACAAAGGAGCCUGGCAGCGUGUCACUUCGACAGAAAAUUGAGACAUCUAUUGAUGAUCCUAAAGUUCAAGAUAGAGAAGCCACAGUCUCUGGUCUGGCAACGGAUGGCAAUGCUGGUACGAGGGUGGGUGCUACUGAGCUGGAUAAAUCUAGCUCUGUAAAAACCUCGGUUGGUCAAGCAUCCCAGAACAAACCUGCUUCAAUAUUACAACAUAAAGUCGGUUCAACUUCACAGACCAGGGAUGGUCCAAAGUUCCAGCCCAAAACAACUCCAACAGCUCAGCCUGCAGUCAUUCCAACAUCUCCACCCACACGCUAUCCCUCACCACCGCCCUCACCCAGUCCAACAAAGCCGGCAGAGCAGAAAACCUGGCAAGAGCUGUUGAAGGACGUCAUGAAAGAAUAGCGUAGUAACCAGCGCUGAUGCAUUUUGGUUUCGGUAACCUAGAGCAUACCUGACAUCCUUCUCAAUGCACACACAAAUGGAAAGUCUUUGUUUGGAGUGAGGUGAGUGCACCUCCAACAAGCGAUAUGGACUGGAAAGGGCUGUUCAAAAUAUACGAAUACAGUUUGGUUAGGUAUAUUCUAUUGUAUUGUGCUAAAUAAAUGUCC